Messenger RNA from Cyphomyrmex costatus, 19746 nucleotides. RefSeq names its product fibrillin-like protein dumpy (gene dpy). The transcript has 65 exons. Gene Ontology annotation, molecular function: calcium ion binding. The coding region runs from base 1 to 19746 and encodes 6581 amino acids. The record is from RefSeq and is a predicted model, not a curated record. Lineage: Eukaryota; Metazoa; Arthropoda; Insecta; Hymenoptera; Formicidae.
AUGACUAAUGGACCUACACCAAUCCUAUUAUCACCUUGUAAACCGUCACCCUGUGGCUUUAACGCCAUUUGCAAGGAACAGUUUGGUGUCGGAUCCUGUUCUUGUUUAUUAGAUUAUAUUGGCAAUCCUUAUGAAGGAUGUCGUCCUGAAUGCGUGGUUGAUACAGAUUGCAUAUCUAUUCUUGCUUGCGUACAAUCAAAGUGCAGAGAUCCAUGUCCUGGUGUCUGCGGACAAUUUACCGAAUGUCAAGUUAUUAAUCAUCGACCAUCUUGCACAUGUAUUUCCGGUUAUAGUGGCAAUCCCUUCCAAUAUUGUACUGUGAUACGCGAUGUUGUCGAUACUCCGAGAGAUGUUUGCAAUCCGUCACCUUGCGGACCCAACAGCCAGUGUCGUGUUAAUAACAAUCAAGCAGUCUGUUCUUGCUUACCGACUUUCAUCGGUAGUCCACCUGCAUGUCGACCUGAAUGCGUGACAAGUUCGGAUUGUUCCCUUAAUCUUGCUUGCUUGAAUCAAAAGUGCCAAGAUCCUUGCCCUGGAUCUUGCGGCAAAAAUUCGAAUUGCAGAGUCAUCAAACAUAAUCCGAUUUGCUCUUGCAAGAAUGGUUAUACUGGAGAUCCAUUUACUGUUUGCUUUCAGACACCUGUGAGUCCGCCUGUUGUAAGUGAUAUUACGAGAGAUCCGUGCAUACCAUCCCCUUGUGGCAUGUUUUCCGAAUGUCGUGAUAUCGGAGGAGUGCCAUCGUGUUCUUGUUUACCAACAUACAGAGGCAGUCCACCAAAUUGUAAACCAGAAUGCACAAUCAAUGCAGAAUGCCCAGCUAAUAUGGCUUGCAUGCAGCAAAGAUGUAAAGAUCCCUGUCCAGGCUUAUGCGGCAUUAUGGCCGAAUGUAGUGUCGUAAAUCAUGUACCGAUUUGCUCGUGUUUACCUGAUUACACUGGCGAUCCUUUCAUUGGAUGUUCCGUAAAACCACUCAUUGUUGCCCCUUCCAAACCGGAUCCAUGCACACCUUCGCCUUGUGGACCUAAUACGCAAUGUAAUGGAGGAAUUUGUAAUUGUAUAGCAGAAUAUUUUGGGGAUCCUUACAGCGGUUGUCGACCAGAAUGCGUAUUGAAUAAUGAUUGUCCGAAUACGCGAGCGUGUGUGCGAAAUAAAUGUGUGGAUCCUUGUCCGGGUGUUUGUGGUCAAAAUGCUAUAUGCAAUGUGUACAAUCAUGUUCCUAUGUGUACUUGUCCCUCGGGAAUGGACGGAAAUGCUUUCGUCCUAUGUUCUCCCGUGCCAGCUGAGGAUCCAUUACCUGUACUUAAUCCUUGUCAACCAUCACCGUGUGGACUAAACGCGCAAUGCCAAGUGAUUAAUGAUCAACCCUCUUGCUCGUGCUUGCAAGAAUUUAUUGGAUCACCUCCGAACUGUCGGUAUGAAUGUAUUAGCAACAGCGAAUGCUCGAACAAAAUGGCUUGCAUCAACCAAAAAUGUCGCGAUCCGUGCAUCAAUGCGUGCGGCAUCAAUGCCGUUUGCAAUGUUGUUAGUCACACACCAAUGUGCGCCUGCACCCCUGGUUACACUGGCGAUCCGUUUACGCAAUGUUCUCCCCAGCAAUUUGAUGUACAGCCUAGCGUACCCACGCCAUGCACACCAUCUCCGUGUGGUGCAAAUGCAGUAUGCAGAAUUCAGCAAAAUGCUGGUUCUUGCUCGUGCUCGACCGAUUAUAUUGGCAAUCCUUAUGAAGGGUGCAGACCUGAGUGUACACUCAAUUCCGACUGUCCGUCCAAUCAAGCAUGUAUUGGUUUAAAAUGUAAAGAUCCAUGUCCAGGAACAUGCGGCCAAAACGCACAAUGCUACGUAAUUAAUCAUGCACCAACUUGUACUUGCUUUGAGCGGUAUACAGGAAAUCCAUUCAUAUUUUGCAACCUUAUCGUUGAAGCCCCGGUGGUAGCAGAUAAGGUUAAUCCCUGUCAAUUAUCUCCUUGCGGACCAUAUAGUCAAUGUAGAGAAAGCAACGGUCAAGCUGUUUGUUCUUGUCUACCGACUUAUAUUGGCGCACCACCCGGUUGUAGACCCGAAUGUACAGUUAGCACAGAUUGUGCGAUAAAUCGAGCUUGCGAAAAUAAUAAAUGUGUUGAUCCUUGUCCCAAUUCUUGCGGUCAGGCUGUUCCGAGUUACUUACCAAGCCUGCCCUCAGACCCUUGCAUACCGUCACCGUGCGGAUCUAAUUCGCAAUGUCGCAACAUCAACGGUUAUCCAUCCUGUUCUUGUAUGAUUAAUUACAUUGGUACACCACCAAAUUGUCGUCCAGAAUGCGUUAUUUCUGCCGAUUGUCCGAGCAAUCAAGCUUGUAUUCGCGAGAGAUGCCAAGAUCCCUGUCCAGGUUCUUGUGGUCUGAAUUCUGAUUGUACUGUUCAUAAUCACAUUCCAAUCUGCAGAUGUAUAGAAAGUUAUACUGGUGAUCCGUUUAUUGGUUGUCAGCCUGUACCAAUAUACAAUGAGCCAACGCAGCCAAUUGAUCCAUGCAAUAGAUCACCUUGUGGACCAAACGCUCAAUGCAACAACGGCAUUUGCAUUUGUUUAUCUGAAUACUUUGGCGACCCACACGUUGGCUGUCGACCAGAAUGCGUAUUUAGUACAGAUUGUUCAAUUGACAAAGCAUGCAUACGAAACAGAUGUGUCGAUCCUUGUCUAGCCCCGUCCGUGACAAGACCAUGCAGCCCGAAUCCUUGUGGUCCAAACAGCAUAUGUAGAGAAUUAAAUGGACAAGCUGUGUGUACUUGUGCACCAGAGUUUCUCGGAUCACCGCCUCUCUGCCGACCCGAAUGUACCCUUAGCUCUGACUGUCGGCCGAACGAAGCUUGCGCUAAUCAAAAAUGUAAAGAUCCUUGCCCUGGUACAUGCGGCAUCCAAGCAAGAUGCAUAGUCGUCAAUCACAACCCUGUUUGCUCAUGCCCCGAGAGCUACACAGGCGACCCAUUUAUCAGAUGCGAUAUUAUGAAACCAAUAGUAGUAAUAAACCCUUGUCAGCCUUCACCCUGUGGUCCGUACGCUCAGUGCCAAGUCGUUAACGAUUUGCCAUCCUGCUCGUGUCUAUCUGAAUACAGAGGCUCUCCCCCGUAUUGCCGACCUGAAUGUAUCUCAAAUCCUGAGUGCCCUAGCCAUCAAAGUUGUAUGCGACAAAAAUGUAGGAAUCCCUGCCCAGGUUUAUGUGGGGAAAAUGCAGAAUGUCAUGUGAUACAACACGUGCCCCAUUGCGUCUGUUCCUACGGUCUCACCGGUGAUCCGUACACGCGUUGCUCUGCGAUACCACGCCCAAUAGAACAGGAACCAGUAUCGUCGCCUUGCGUAAACUUUGAAUGUGGUGCGAAUGCAAUAUGUAGAGAGCGAGACAAUAUCGCAAUUUGUCAGUGUAGCUCUAGCUAUGUCGGUAAUCCGUACUUAGCGUGUCGACCCGAAUGCAUUAUUAAUCCUGAUUGUGCAUCCAAUUUGAUGUGCGUAAGAAACAAGUGCACCAAUCCUUGCGCCGGUAUGUGCGGCCAAAACGCCGAGUGCUCAGUCGUUAAUCAUCAACCGAUGUGCACAUGUCUUCCUGGAUAUACCGGAGAUCCUUUCAUUUCUUGUUCCAUAGACAAAAUAAUCUCAGAUGAGAACGUUUGCGCCCCAUCACCCUGUGGACCCAACAGCAAAUGCAAAGAAGUGUCCGGACAGGCUGUUUGUUCAUGCCUUCCGACAUACAUUGGAACCCCACCUGCAUGUAGACCUGAAUGCGUCGCUAGCUCAGAGUGUUCCCCACAAUUAGUAUGCAAGGACUACAAAUGCGUGAACCCCUGCCCAAGUCCAUGCGGACUCAAUACCAAUUGUAUGGUCGUUAAUCAUAGUCCUAUCUGUAGUUGUAUGUCCGGUUACAGCGGAGAUCCAUUCACCAUAUGCUCUUUAAUUCCACCCAUAACGCCGCCAUUAGUACAGAAAGACCCUUGCGUGCCAUCCCCGUGUGGUAGUUUCUCCCAAUGCAGAAAUAUCGGUGGUUCUCCUGCGUGUAUCUGUUUGGAAAAUUAUAUUGGCCAACCACCUAAUUGCAGACCUGAAUGUAGCAUACACUCGGAAUGUGCGAGUGAUAAGGCUUGUAUUAAUAUGAAAUGUGUAGAUCCAUGUCCCGGAUCAUGUGGCACCAAUGCCCUGUGUUCGGUUAUCAACCAUAUUCCCACGUGCAGAUGUCCCGAAGGAUACACUGGAAAUACGUUUGUCCUUUGCGAGAUAUUGCCAGCAAUAUCCACUCCAUCCCCAGUCGAAGAUGCCUGCGUUCCGUCACCUUGUGGCCCUAACGCGCAAUGCUUUGACGGUAUCUGUACUUGUCUACCGGAAUUCCGAGGAAAUCCGAAUGUAGGUUGCCGACCGGAAUGCGUCCUAAACGCAGAUUGUCCUCGCGAUAGAGCGUGUAUACGUAACAAAUGCCUGGAUCCAUGCCCCGGAGCUUGCGCUGUUAAUGCAUUAUGUACCGUGAUCAGUCACAUUCCCAUGUGCAGUUGUCCUGGAAAUAUGACUGGCAAUGCAUUCAGCCAGUGCACACCUCUACAAGACAUACCACUUGCUAAUCCAUGCAUCCCUUCAUCUUGCGGACCGAAUAGCGAAUGCCGUGUUAUAAACAAUCAUGCGGUCUGUUCCUGCAUAAGAGGAUAUUUAGGUAGUCCUCCGACCUGCAGGCCCGAAUGCAUAGUCAGUACGGAUUGCCCUCAGAAUGAAGCUUGUAAUAAUCAGAAGUGUACGAAUCCUUGUCCUGGAAGUUGCGGAUUAGGUGCAUCCUGUCAAGUAGUGAAUCAUAAUCCAAUUUGUAUUUGUUCACCCUCUCAAACAGGUGAUCCGUUUGUUAGAUGCUAUUUACCACCACCUCAAAUACCUGUAUUACCCAUUACACCAUGCAAGCCAAACCCGUGCGGUCCCAAUUCGCAAUGUCAACCUCGCGCUGAUGAAUCUGUGUGCACGUGUUUACCCGAUUUUAUCGGUAGUCCGCCAAAUUGCAGAGCGGAGUGCAUCAGUAACAGCGAAUGUUCUAAUCAUUUAGCCUGUAUUAAUAAGAAAUGUCGGGACCCAUGCAUUGGUUCCUGCGGUGCAAACGCUAAUUGUCAUGUUGUCAGUCAUACUCCGAUGUGUUCUUGUAUAAAUGAUUAUACCGGUGAUCCAUUCACUCAAUGCAUCUUAAGAGAACCCACACCAUUGCCGCCUGUACCAAUUGAUCCUUGUAAUCCCUCUCCUUGCGGUUCUAAUGCAGUAUGCAAGGAAUUCAAUGGUGCCGGUUCGUGUAUGUGCUUGCCGAAUUACACCGGCAAUCCGUACGAAGGAUGCAGGCCGGAAUGUGUCUUAAAUUCGGAUUGCCCUGCCAACUUAGCUUGUGUAAAUAUAAAAUGUAGAGAUCCAUGCCCGGGAUCAUGUGGGCGCAAUGCGUUAUGCCAGGUUGUUAACCAUUUGCCAGUAUGCAAUUGUUAUCCUAGAUAUACCGGCGAUGCCUUUUCAUAUUGCACUCCGAUAGAAAUAGAAGGAGAAAGUGCUGUCAGUAAUCCUUGCGAACCGUCGCCAUGUGGACCGAACAGCUUGUGUCGCGUUGUGGAUAAUACAAGCGUCUGCACUUGUUUACCUGAUUUCCAAUGGAUAGCUAAUCCACCAAAUUGUCGUGCUGAGUGCACUGUUAGUGCUGAAUGCGCUUUUAAUCUAGCAUGCAUCUCAUAUAAAUGUAUCGACCCUUGUCAUACAUUGUGCGGUACCAACGCAAGAUGCGAAACAAUUAAUCAUAAUCCCAUUUGCUCGUGCCCACCUAGUUUUACCGGUGAUCCAUUCGUUGCCUGCUUUGAAAUGCCAUCUAAAGAUGAAGAACCUCGUCCACUUGUGAACCCUUGCGCACCUUCACCUUGCGGACCUUAUUCAGAAUGCCGUGACAUUAACGGUCAAGCAUCUUGUGCUUGUUUGUCAACAUAUACAGGAACGCCACCCAAUUGCAGACCCGAAUGUUCAGUUAAUCCAGAAUGCCCGACUAAUCAAGCGUGUAUACAGAGAAAGUGUCGAAAUCCUUGCGACGGAGUUUGUGGAGUAGGAGCAAUUUGUAACGUCAUUCGUCAUACACCCACAUGUUCUUGCUCCAGUGGAUUCACUGGGGAUCCAUUUGUAACGUGUAGACCCAUUCCCGAGGAAGAUACGACACUCAAACCGACAAAUCCGUGCUUAAAUUGCGGUGCGAAUACGCAAUGCUUUAACGGUGUUUGCAGUUGCCUUCCCGAGUAUCAAGGAAAUCCAAACUUCGGAUGCCGUCCAGAAUGCAUCCUAAAUUCAGACUGCUCGAGAGAUCGGGCUUGCAUUAAGAAUAAAUGUCAGGACCCGUGUGGUCUUGGAAUUUGCGGUGUCAAUGCGUUAUGUUCUGUCGUAAAUCAUGUACCAGUUUGCACUUGUGCACAGAGAAUGUCCGGUAACGCAUUUGUGCAGUGUUCCCCAAUAGAUGACAUGGUAUUAAAAGAUCCAUGUAACCCAUCACCCUGUGGUCCGAAUAGUCAGUGCCGAAAGAUAAAGGAACAAGCUGUCUGUUCGUGUCUCCCUGGAUACUUGGACGCACCACCUAAUUGCCGAGCCGAAUGCAUUAUUAGUUCCGACUGCCUUGCUAACAGGGCCUGCAAUAAUCAAAAAUGCAUAGAUCCCUGCCCUGGAACGUGCGGCAUCAGAGCUCAAUGCACUGUAGUUAAUCACAAUCCGAUUUGUUCUUGUUCCUCCGAAUUAACUGGAGAUCCCUUCACUCAGUGUAUCCCAAGACCGAUAGAAUCUCCAACGCCCAUUAACCCCUGCGUUCCAUCUCCGUGUGGACUUAACAGUAAAUGCGAAGUUGUAAACGAUGCAUACUUCUGCUCGUGCUUGCCAGAGUUUAUUGGCGUCCCACCGCAUUGUAGACCCGAAUGCGUUAGCAAUAGUGAAUGUUCCACACAGCUAGCAUGCAUCAAUCAGAAGUGUCGCGAUCCAUGCCCGGGCUCCUGCGGUAUUAAUUCUGAUUGCCGAGUAAUAAGUCAUACACCUAUGUGCGUUUGCCUUGUCGGAUUUGAAGGAGAUCCGUUUAUACUAUGUAAUCCCAAGCAAAGCGACGCUAUAAAUGUUGUAAAACCAACACCUUGUAUUCCGUCACCAUGUGGGUUUAACGCGGUGUGCCGCGAAUCGAAUGGCGUUGCUUCUUGCACGUGUCUAUCAGAUUAUAUAGGCAAUCCAUAUGAAGGUUGUCGACCCGAGUGUACGAUAAACUCCGAUUGCACCGCGGAUCGAGCAUGCGUCGGAUCGAAGUGUCAGAAUCCUUGUCCAGGUUUUUGCGGAUAUAAUGCUAUUUGCCAAGUAGUGAAUCAUGCUCCGUUGUGCACGUGUCAACCUGGAUACAGUGGCAAUCCGUUCGUCUUAUGUAACACAAUUGUACAAGAUACGUCAUUAGAAGUUAAUCCAUGCAGCUCUUCUCCUUGUGGACUUAAUAGUCAGUGUCGUGAAUUAAAUGGUCAAGCGGUGUGUUCUUGCUUACCCACAUUUAUCGGAACCCCGCCGAAUUGUCGUGCGGAGUGUACUGUCAGUUCCGAUUGUUCCGUAAAUCGUGCUUGCAAAAAUCGUAAAUGCGUUGAUCCAUGCCCCGGAAUUUGUGGCAUUAACGCGAGAUGUGAAGUGAUUAAUCAUAGUCCGAUUUGCAGUUGUAAUCAAGGUUUUACCGGCGAUCCUUUUGUAACGUGUUUCCAAACGCUUAUAGACAAAGAUACUGUUCAAACGCCAACAAAUCCGUGCGUUCCAUCCCCUUGCGGUCCAUUUGCCACUUGUCGCAAUAGCGGCUACGCGGGCGUGCCGACGUGCACGUGCCUGGAAAAUUACAUUGGUAGCCCUCCAAAUUGUCGGCCAGAAUGUACUGUUGAUUCUGAAUGCAACAAUAAUCAAGCUUGCUUGAGACAAAAAUGCAGAGACCCGUGCCUUGGCUCGUGUGGUAUCGGUGCUCAAUGCCUCGUAGUUAAUCACAUGGCGGUCUGUCUCUGUCCGAAAGGUUACACUGGAGAUGCAUUUGCUAAUUGCUUUCCGGAACCUGCUCCUGCACCUAUACCGCAAGAUCUUUGUAAUCCGUCCCCGUGCGGAACUAACGCGGUAUGUCGCGACGGCGCUUGCACUUGUAUGUCUGAAUACCGCGGUGAUCCUUACACCGCAUGUCGACCCGAAUGUGUACAAAAUCCAGAUUGUCCAUUAGACAAAGCGUGCGUUCGUAACAAGUGUUUUGAUCCGUGCAUUGGAGUUUGCGGCCAAAACGCAAAGUGCACAGUCAUAAAUCACACUCCAAUGUGUGCCUGUCCAGAUGGAAUGUCCGGCAAUGCAUUUGCUGCGUGCUAUCCGGUCAUUCAAGAUCAAACUGUUAUUGAGAAUCCAUGUAACUCAUUGCCUUGCGGUCCAAAUAGUCGAUGCCAAAGCUUUAAUAAUCAAGCAGUAUGUACGUGUAUAGCUGGAUUCAUAGGAAAUCCGCCAGCUUGCCGACCCGAAUGCAUAGUUAAUACUGAUUGCGCACUGAACGAAGCUUGCAUCAACAUGAAAUGCGGCAAUCCUUGCCUUGGUGCGUGUGGUAUAUCCGCUCGUUGCCAAGUGUUGAAUCAUAAUCCAGUUUGCACCUGUCCUCCUGUAUUUACUGGCGAUCCGUUUAUACGUUGUGUACCAAGACCGGAGGAUAUUCCAAAACCGAUAAACCCGUGCCAACCAUCGCCUUGUGGUCCUAAUUCUCAGUGCCAAGUCAUCAAUGAUACUCCAUCGUGUUCUUGCAUGAUAGAGUUCAUUGGAACACCACCAAAUUGUAGACCGGAGUGCAUUAGUAACAGCGAAUGUCCAAGUCAAAUGGCAUGUAUUAAUCGAAAAUGUAGAGACCCGUGUCCUGGAUCUUGUCAUUCUCUGGCCAAUUGCUACGUCGUUAAUCAUGUGCCCACCUGCACGUGCCGCAUCGGUUAUACAGGCGAUCCAUUUGUUCAAUGCAUAAUCAUGCCCAGCGAACCACCGGCACCAAGACAACCUUGUCAACCAUCUCCUUGUGGAACAAAUGCCGUAUGUAGAGAACAAAACGGCGUCGGUUCUUGUACAUGUUUGCCUGAAUAUAUUGGAAAUCCCUAUGAAGGAUGCCGUCCCGAAUGUACCAUUUCGUCAGAUUGUCCCGCACAUUUAGCUUGCAUUGGAUCGAAAUGUCAGAAUCCAUGUCCUGGUUCGUGUGGUACAAAUACCAAUUGCCAAGUCGUUAACAAUAUUCCCAUUUGUACUUGUAUCCCUAGUUACACUGGCAAUCCGUACAUAAACUGCAUUUAUCAGACUGUCAGCAUUCCCGAUGAGAAGCGUCAACCAUGCGAGCCUUCUCCUUGUGGCCCUAACAGUCAAUGUAUCAAUAAUAAUGGUCAAUCUAUCUGUUCCUGCUUGCCCCAGUUUAUUGGAACUCCACCAAAUUGUAGACCGGAAUGUUUAGUAAAUUCAGAAUGUGGCUCGAAUCGAGCAUGUGUUAAUCAAAAAUGUGUUGAUCCAUGCAUCGGCACUUGUGGUCGCGAUGCUCAAUGCAAAGUCGUACAUCACAGUCCUAUUUGUGUCUGUGCAAAUGGCUAUACAGGCGAUCCCUUCAUCUAUUGCUUCGCGGUGGCAAUUUCAAAACCAGAAGACCAAUAUCUAAAGGAUCCAUGCUUGCCCUCACCUUGCGGCCCCAAUGCUUUAUGCAGAGUCAUCGGUGAUGCACCAGCGUGCAGCUGCAUGCAGAAUUACGUGGGUGUUCCACCUAAUUGCCGACCAGAGUGUUCAAUAAAUUCGGAUUGUCUCGCUAAUAGAGCUUGCAUCAGAGAAAAAUGUAGAGAUCCUUGUCCAGGAUCGUGUGGUUUCUUAGCGCGUUGUUCUGUUAUUAAUCAUACACCAUCUUGUGUAUGUUCUGAAGGCUAUACGGGCGAUCCCUUCAUCAGUUGCAACGUUUUACCUCAGAUACCUCUACUUCCCCCAGACCGAUGCAAUCCAUCACCGUGCGGUCAAAACGCACAAUGUAACAACGGAGUUUGUACAUGUAUAUCUGAAUACUUUGGAGAUCCUUAUGUCAGCUGUCGACCAGAAUGUGUGAUUAACACCGAUUGUCCCCGCGAUAAAGCAUGCAUGCUCCACAAAUGUCGCGAUCCGUGCAUCGGAACAUGUGGCGUUAACGCAGAAUGCAUUGUUGUUAAUCAUUUGCCCAUGUGUAGUUGCCCAAGAAAUAUGACUGGUAGCGCAUUCGUAUCGUGUACAUCUAUUCAAGAUUCAUCCAUUGUGGAACAACCGUGCAAUCCGUCCCCGUGCGGUCCAAAUAGCCAUUGUCGUGUGUCAAAUAAUCAAGCCAUUUGCGCGUGCAUUGCCGGCUUUAGAGGCACUCCACCAUCCUGUAGACCAGAAUGUCUCAUAAGUGCCGACUGCGCCCGCAACAGAGCCUGCAGCAAUCAAAAAUGCAUUGAUCCAUGCCUCGGUGCUUGUGGAUUAAUCGCACAAUGUACCGUCGUGAAUCACAACCCUAUAUGCAGUUGCCCGUCUUUGUACACGGGAGAUCCAUUCAUUCAAUGUAUUCGUCAACCAGAAGAACUACAACCGGUUGAUCCCUGUCAACCUUCACCUUGCGGUCCGAAUACGAUAUGUCGAGUCCUCAAUGGCGCUCCAUCGUGCUCAUGCUUGCCCCAAUUUAUCGGCACUCCGCCUAGAUGUAGACCGGAAUGUGUUAGUAACAGUGAAUGCCCUAGUCAACAAGCUUGCAUUAACCAGAAAUGCCGUGACCCUUGUCCGGGAUCAUGUGGCAGAAAUGCUGAAUGUAGAACUGUUAGUCACACCCCGAUGUGUAUUUGCGCCGGUGACUUUACCGGUGAUCCAUUUAUCCAGUGCAAUCCCCGACCGAUCGAUACACCGUUAGUUCCAUUAAAUCCGUGCCAGCCGUCACCAUGUGGCGCGAAUGCUAUGUGUCGUGAAAUUUCUGGCUCAGUUUCCUGUACUUGCCUGCCCGAUUUCUACGGAAAUCCGUACGAAGGUUGUAGACCCGAGUGUGUAAUCAAUUCUGACUGUACAUCCAACCGAGCUUGCAUAAGAAACAGGUGUCAGGACCCUUGCCCAGGAACAUGUGGUGUCAAUGCGAUUUGCGAAGUCAUCAACCACAUACCGGCAUGUAGCUGCCAAUCGAGAUAUACCGGAGAUCCAUUCAGAUACUGCGAGCUCAUGCAAGAAACUCCUCCGGUACCUGUAGGCGACCCUUGUCAAUUGUCACCGUGCGGUCCGAAUAGUCGAUGCCUCAAUGUAAAUGGAAAAGCUAGUUGUUCGUGCCUGCCCACUUAUCAAGGAAUCCCCCCUGAUUGCAGAUCCGAAUGUAUCGUUAGCACAGAAUGCCCUAUAAAUCGAGCGUGUGUUAAUCAGAAAUGCGUUGAUCCAUGCCCUGGCGUAUGCGGUAUUAACGCUAAGUGCGAUACCUUGUCCCACAGUCCAUUCUGCAGUUGCGGAACCAGUCAGAUUGGAGAUCCCUUCGUCAAGUGUUUCGAUACACCCUUGAUGCCUGUAUCAACACUACAAGUAAAUCCUUGCGUCCCAUCGCCUUGUGGGCCGUUCUCCACAUGUCAAGACAGGGGAGGCUAUCCGUUUUGCAUGUGUAUGCCUAAUUACAUCGGAUCACCACCUUAUUGCCGUACCGAAUGUUCAAUUAACUCUGAUUGCACUAGUAAUAAAGCUUGCAUUAGAGAAAAAUGCAGAGACCCCUGUCCUGGAUCCUGUGGUUUUAACGCCUUGUGCAUUGUAAUCAAGCAUACCCCGAUUUGUACAUGUCUCGAGGGAUACACAGGCGAUCCCUUCAGCAACUGUUAUUUGGCGCCCAUGCAAAUUCCUACAGUAACAUCAGACCCAUGUAAUCCGUCGCCAUGCGGACUCAAUGCCGAGUGCCGUAAUGGAAUUUGCAAUUGUAUACCUGAAUAUCGUGGUGAUCCAUAUCGGGAAUGUCGGCCAGAGUGCGUGCAGAAUUCUGAUUGUCCAUUCAAUAGAGCUUGCGCGAAUAACAAGUGCGUGGAUCCCUGCAUCGGAAUUUGCGGCCAGAAUGCGGAAUGCGCGGUCAUCAAUCAUGUAUCCACUUGUAGCUGUGUCAAGGAUUAUGAAGGCGAUCCGUUCACUCUCUGUAAACGUGUGCAAUCACGCGUCAAACCAUGCGAGCCCUCCCCUUGCGGACCUAACAGUGUUUGCCGUGAAUUUGGAGAUCAAGCCUCAUGUUCUUGUCUACCUGGUUACUUCGGUAUUCCGCCAAGUUGUAGACUCGAGUGUCUCGUUAGCACCGAUUGCGAGCAGAGCAAGGCUUGCGUGAACAUGAGAUGUCGCAAUCCUUGUGAAAACGCUUGUGGCCAGAAAGCGCUAUGCGUCGUGCGAAAUCAUAAUCCAAUUUGCAGAUGCCCCGUUCAGCAUUCCGGUGACCCGUUUAUCAACUGUUUUCCUAUAACAACACCGGACGUAGAACCCACCAGGGACCCGUGUUACCCUUCGCCAUGUGGAUUGAACUCGCAGUGCGCGGUAUCCGCCGAUAACACACCCUCCUGUUCCUGUUUGUCCACCUUUAUAGGAUCUCCACCCAAUUGUAGACCCGAAUGCCAUGUAAACAGCGAAUGUCCCACCAAUCGAGCAUGCAUUAAGCAGAAGUGUACCGAUCUGUGUGUUGGAUUGUGCGGAUUCAAUGCACUGUGCCAAGUCACUUUGCACCAAGCCCGAUGCACCUGUCCCGAAUCAUACACUGGAGACCCAUUCACAGUUUGCUCUGAGAUAAUAUCAAUACCAACACCGCCGGUACCAUCUAGACCGUGCAGCCCAUCACCGUGUGGAAUAAAUGCGUAUUGCCACGAGAGAUUUGACACAGCUAUUUGCGAGUGCGUACCGAAUUAUAGAGGGAAUCCGUAUCAAGGCUGUCAGCCUGAGUGCCUCGUGAAUACCGACUGUCCAAAAUCGCAAUCGUGUAUAAAGACGAGAUGUCAAGAUCCUUGUCCUGGUACUUGCGGCGUUGGUGCAACCUGUACCGUAUCCAAUCACGUCCCUAUCUGUUCUUGCCCACUGCCAAUGAUCGGAGACGCUUUUACACUCUGUCAAGUCCCUGUAGAAGAUACUAAAGAAACAGAUCCGUGUUAUCCAUCACCGUGCGGUCCGAAUACUGUGUGCGAGAAAGUUGGUAAUACGGCAAUUUGCAAAUGUUUGCCUGGACUACAAGGUGUUCCAACAAGUGUAACUGGUUGUCAUCCGGAGUGCGUCCUUAGUUCGGAUUGUCCGGGCGAUAAAGCUUGCAUACAGAGUAAAUGCAAAGAUCCCUGUUCUCAAAAUGUGUGCGGUAGCAAGGCAAUGUGUAAGACGAUCAAUCACAGCCCACUAUGCAGCUGUCCAUCUCCAUUGAUCGGCAAUCCUUUUGAAGAAUGUUAUACAAAGAUCGAAACCAAUCCUUGUAGUCCAUCGCCUUGCAAUUACAAUGGCGAGUGCAGAGUGAGAAAUGAUGUCGCCAUUUGCAUUUAUCCUGAAUGCGUUAUCAAUUCAGACUGUCCGCGUGAUAAAGCCUGCUUCUCGCAGAAAUGCAAAGAUCCCUGCAUCGGCGCGUGCGGCAUCAAUUCUAUCUGUCAAACCGUUAAUCACAAACCAAUCUGUUCAUGUCCAGUUGGAUUUACGGGUAAUGCACGAGUGCAGUGCACAAUUCCAGCUCUUGAAGAACCAAUCCCAGAAUGUACACAAAAUUCUGAAUGCUCAAAUGACAAGACCUGCUUUAAUCAAAAGUGUGUUGAUCCGUGUACUCUUGAUUCUUGUGGUCUUAAUAGUCGCUGCCAUGUGCAAAUGCACAGAGCUAUAUGUGUCUGCAAUGAUGGUUAUACUGGAUAUCCUCAACAAUAUUGCCAUCAACUCGGUUGUCGUAGCGAUAGCGAAUGUUCAUUAAUUCAAUCUUGCAUUAACAACGAGUGUAUUGAUACCUGUCUGGUUACACAGUGCGGUAUUAAUGCAAUGUGUACCGCUGAUGGAUAUCAUAAAACUCGAUGCUAUUGUCCUGAUGGAUAUACGGGUAAUCCUUAUGAAAUAUGCGAAAGACCUGAGUGUACUAGUGACAAUGAUUGCGUUCCAUCUUUGGCCUGCCAUAACUUAAGAUGCGUCAAUCCUUGCAAUUGUCCACCACCAUCAUUGUGCAAUGUUGUCAAUCAUCGACCAGUAUGUAAAUGUCCACCUGGUUACGUGGGUAAUCCUUACACUUCAUGUCUCAUGGAUCUGUUAGAACCAGAGACCGAAUGUCAAGUCGAUGCCGACUGUCCUAGCAAAUUGGCAUGUUUUAAUGGUAUUUGUAAAGAUCCAUGUACGGAAACGAAACCAUGCAUAGUUAGUGCCAAAUGUAGCGUUGUGGAUACUUUACCGAUGAGAACAAUGAUCUGCGAAUGUCUGCCAAACUUUGCUGGCGAUGCCACCGUUGCUUGCGCGCCAGUGGACAAACAAAUCGCUGUGAUAUGCGAAAGUGAUUCACAAUGUACACCGGACAUGGCCUGUCUAAAUCAUCGAUGCAUUAAUCCGUGCACCGUUAAUCCAUGCUCACCUAAUGCGGAGUGUCACAUCGAAAAUCAUCGCCGUAUGUGUCAGUGUCCUCACGGAUACGUCGGUGAUCCAUUCAUAAAUUGCUACGAAGGAAAUAUAGUUCUUGCGGAAUGCAGAACAAAUACCGAGUGUCCGUCCGACAAAGCGUGCAUAAAUCAGUUGUGCCAAGACCCGUGCUCCAGCAAUCGUUGUGGUCUAAAUGCGGAAUGCAUCACAAUUAAUCAUCAUCCUUCUUGUCACUGUCAGCACGGUUUAGCCGGUGAUCCACAAGCUCAAUGCUUCAGACCACAAUGUAAGGUAGACAACGACUGUCCUUACGACAAAACCUGCCGCAACGAUAAUUGCAUCUCUCCAUGUUUCAUCGGUGAUGUUGUGUGCGGUCGGAGUGCAGAAUGUAGAGCAGUAUCUCAUAGAGCCCAAUGUAUCUGUCCGCAAGGUACUCAAGGCGAUCCACGUGUGGCAUGUAUUUCCGCGAUCUGCCAUUAUAACGAAGAUUGCGCUGAUCACGAAGCUUGUGACAGACUGAAUAGAGUUUGCAGACCGGUUUGCAACGACGAUGCCUGUGGUGAAACCGCAAUUUGUAUCGCGCGCGAUCAUCAGCCGAAAUGCACAUGUCCUCCGGGUACCACCGGAAAUCCCUAUAUAACAUGUAUUGGUGAACCUUUUAUUGAGCCGGAAUGUACACAGGAUAGUGAAUGCUCAUUGAAUUUUGCUUGUAUUAAUACCAAAUGUCAAGAUCCGUGUAUAUCCGCUGGUAUGUGCACCAGUGAACAGCAGUGCAAAGUCCUGAAUACGGAACCACUUCGUACGAUGAUCUGUUUGUGUCCACCGAACACGAUCACUGAUGUUAAUGGCCAAUGCAAGCAAAUUGUAUUGGGCGACGUACAAUGCCAUUUAGAUCAAGAUUGCGCUAACUACGAGACGUGUCUGGAUGGAAAAUGUGUAGAUGCCUGUUUGACAACUCAGUGCGGUUUUAAUGCGCAAUGUAAAUCCACGUCUCAUACUGGUAUCUGCUUCUGUUCUCAGGACUUUACCGGCAAUGCCUACAUAGAAUGCGUAAGAGUUCCAGUCGUUCCAUUGCCAGGACCUCGACCAGAAUGUUAUACAAACAGCGAAUGUGCGCGCGAUAAGCAAUGCAUAAAUUCGCUUUGCGUAAAUCCGUGUGUUGCUGGUGAUCCAUGCGGCAAGAGCUCUUUGUGCCAUGUUGACAAUCAUAAUCCAAUUUGCAAAUGCCCAAUUGGCUAUAUCGGCGAUCCUAAAACCAAAUGCAUACCACCGGAGAUCACGCCCGAAUGUGUAUCAAACAACGAGUGCGCAGGAAACUAUGCGUGCGUUAACAAUGUGUGCAUUAAUCCCUGCAACUGCGGACCCAAUGCCAAAUGUAACGUCAUAAAUCACUAUCCUUCUUGUGUAUGUUCUUCAGGCUAUUCUGGAAAUCCUCAGUUAGCAUGUUUUAAGCUUGACUGUGAAUCUGACAGCGAGUGUAACUACGCAGCUACCUGUUACAAUGGCCAAUGUGUGAAUCCUUGCAUCUUGGACAACAAAUGCGCUAUCAACGCGGAAUGUUACGGCAAGAAUCAUCGUUCGGCUUGUCGUUGCGGUGUGGGUUACUACGGCAAUCCGCAAAUUCAUUGUGAGAGAGUUGAAUGUAGUACUGACCACGAUUGUCCCCACAAUCUGGCUUGCAAUGACGGUCGCUGUAUAAACCCAUGCACUGAGAAUUCACUUUGCGCGCAGAAUGCGAUUUGUUAUGUCCAAGAUCACAUUGCAUCGUGUCGUUGCCCCGAAAAUAUUCCAAUGGGAAAUCCAUUCUCUUAUUGCGAGCGGCAUACAGCAGUGGAAAUCGAGGAGCCUGAAUGUAAAGUCGACAUUGAUUGUUUAGACAAGCUGGUGUGCAUUCGGGAGAAAUGCAUCGAUCCUUGCCCGGUCAUCAAACCAUGUCUCGAAAACGCUCGUUGUGACGUUCUCGACACGGUACCCGUAAGAACCAUGAUCUGCACCUGCCCUGAGGGUUGGAUCACUGAUGUCGACGGUGUUUGCAGGCCAAUACAAUUGACGGUCAUUGGAACGUGUACGACAAACGACGAUUGCAGUGACCGUGAGGCGUGUAUUAACAGGCAAUGUCGCAACCCCUGCAACUGUGGUACUAAAGCCACUUGCUACGUAAAGAAUCAUAAACCGAUUUGCUCGUGCGAGCAGGGCUAUCAGGGCAAUCCCGAGAUCGCCUGUCAUUCUGUCGAGUGCCAACACGACAGUCAGUGCACGCUCGAUAAGACCUGCAAAAAUAAUAACUGUGUAAAUCCGUGCUUGAUCACAGAUUUGUGCGGUACCAAUGCUGAGUGCUUCCCGAACAAUCACGUGACCGACUGUCGCUGUCGUAAAGGCUAUCAUGGUAAUCCCUUGGAUCGUUGCCGCGUGAUCGGCUGUUACAGCAACGGCGACUGUCCAGGCGAUCACUCGUGCAUUAAUAUGCAAUGUAUCAAUCCUUGCAUACAUGAUAAUCCCUGCUCGCCUCGCGCGGAAUGCAGGAUCCUGAACCAUUUGCCUAUAUGUCGCUGUCCGUCGGGUUUCACCGGAAAUCCGUACAUCAAUUGCCAACCAGAAGUCAGACCUGAGUGCAGGGAAGACAGUGACUGUCCGGAUUCACUCGCUUGUUUGAGCAACAAAUGCCAGAUUCCAUGCCCGAUCAUACAACCGUGCACUGAGCCGUCUGAGUGUCGGGUUCUACCAACGCAUCCAAUACGCACCAUGGUAUGUGUAUGCCCUAGUGGAUACGUCAGCAGCGGCAGUGGUACCUGUCGGGCUACCAAACCGAUUCUGAAAAUCGAAUGUACCAAGGAUGAUGAUUGUCUUUUGGAACGCUCCUGCGUGAACGCGAUCUGUAAGGAUCCUUGCGCGUGCGGUCCUAAUGCGAUUUGCAAUGUCAUCAAUCACAAGCCGAUAUGCUCGUGCACGCUGGGAUAUGAUGGAAAUCCGGAUAUUCUUUGUACAAGAGUUGCAGGAUGCAGAACGGAUAGUGAUUGCAGCGGUUCACACGUAUGUAUUCAACGUAAUUGCGUGCCGGCGUGCUCGCCAUCCUUGGCUUCUUGCGGCAAGAACGCUGUAUGCCACGGCAUCCACCAUAAGGCUAUCUGCGAGUGUCCACCAGGUUUUGGUGGCAAUCCGCGAGUCUCCUGCGUCCUGUUAGGAUGCAGGUCUAAUUCCGAUUGUCCUACCAAUAAGGCUUGCAUUAACAAUCGCUGUGAAAAUCCCUGUGUACAGAAUCCAUGCACUAGCAACAUGGACUGCAAUGUUUAUAAUCACGUUGUGGAAUGUGCGUGUCCACCUGGCUAUAUCAGCGAUGUUAAAUCAGGAUGUACUAAGGUUAAGGAAAAGUGCAGGGCAGACAAUGAGUGUCCUUCCCAAACUGCGUGUUUCAACGGACAGUGCAUCAAUCCGUGCACUAAGAUCGCACCGUGCGGUAUUAACGCCGAAUGUAAAGUUCUGGAUACCAGUCCAAUUAGGACCAUGAUAUGCGAAUGUCUCCCAGGAUACCGUGGAAACGCGAUUGUCCGUUGCGAUCAAAUUCCAGCGGAAAUCUGUCCAAUCGGGAAAGGACAGAUUCGUGAUGAAUAUGGCAAUUGCGUCUGCCCGCCUGGAUUCGGUAAAGACGCAAAUGACGUCUGCAUACCUUGUCGCAGACAGUCUAACAUGGUGAUAAACGAGGAAGGCUACUGCGUGUGCGACUUAGAAAAAGGCUUUAGCAUAGAUGAAUAUGGUCGCUGCGUUUGUCCGACGCGAUACGGAUACGAAAUAGAUACCAAGGGAUAUUGUAGACAAAUUGGUGUAAUCGAAUGCAGACGUAAUGACGACUGCGCCGAUGACAGGUACUGCGAUAAAGUCACUCAUACUUGCCAAGAUCCUUGCAAGAAACAACAGUGUGGCGUGCACGCACUUUGUAACGCUACUAGACAUCAAGCUAUCUGUAUCUGCGUUAAUGGCUAUUUAGGCAAUCCAUAUACCCAAUGCUACGAUAGAAAAGAUGGCCGAACAGAUUUCCCUAGACCGGAAAUGGAUGUAAGUUGUCUAUCAGAUGGAGUACAAGUCGUAAUACAUCUGCAAGAUCAAGACUUCGACGGAGUCUUGUACGUUAAAGGUCGUAGCAAAGACGAACAAUGCAGACGAGUUGUCUCGAUACCAGCCGAAACUGAUCAUAAAACUGAAACGUUCAAAGUUGCAUUUGGCAAUUGCGGACUCAUACACGUGAAUGGACAAGCUAGCUUCGUGCUCGUUAUACAGAAACAUCCGAAAUUGAUGACUUACAAGGCACAAGCUUAUCAUAUUAAAUGUAUAUACCAAACUGGAGAACAAAAUGUUACUCUUGGUUUUAAUGUCUCCAUGUUGACGACUGCUGGAACAAUUGCUAACACUGGUCCACCUCCUAUAUGCGUAAUGAAAAUAGUUGCACAAAAUGGAAAUGAAAUCAACUCUGCCGAAAUAGGAGAUAAUCUAAUGCUUCAAGUGGAAGUUCAACCUUCAACUAUUUAUGGUGGAUUUGCGCGAAAUUGCGUUGCUAAAACAAUGGAAGAUAAUUUAGAGAAUGAAUACAUCGUAACGGAUGAGAACGGAUGUGCUACAGAUCCCACGAUAUUCGGAGAAUGGGAGCAAAAUCCUGAGACUCAAUCGUUAAUGGCUAGUUUUAAUGCGUUCAAGUUCCCUAGCAGUGAUAAUAUAAGAUUUCAGUGCAAUAUACGCGUAUGCUUUGGACGCUGUCAACCUGUAAACUGUCGUGGUUAUAAUGCUUUUGGCCGUCGUCGUAGAGACGUUGAUUCCGAUAUUAACGACACAUCUCUAAGUGUAUCCGAUGGAUAUGAAGGUCAACUUCGUGAAGAGAUAACUAUUCAAUCGAAUUUAAUAUUCACUCUGGAAAGAAGAGAGGAGAGGUAUACAGCAGAUCCAGCUGAAGCUCCUUCAGCACAAAGAGUGGAAGAUAUUUGUGUUUCUAUGGUCGGCUUUAUCAUAGCGUUAAUAAUUACGGCGCUUUUGGCAUUGGUUGCUGUAGCUAUUGCUGUGUCAUGCUGGCUCAUGGCGUAUCGACGUCAGCCAAAGACUGCUGGACCACUGCCACACCCACCAGAGUUCCCAAAUCCCUUGUUCACUACUGAAUCUGUAGCUGAACCUUCUCCUGACUAUCACCUAUCAUAA